This is a messenger RNA of Lagenorhynchus albirostris (white-beaked dolphin), 594 nucleotides long. RefSeq names its product transmembrane protein 235 (gene TMEM235). Gene Ontology annotation, cellular component: apical plasma membrane. The transcript is spliced from 9 exons. The record is from RefSeq and is a predicted model, not a curated record. Lineage: Eukaryota; Metazoa; Chordata; Mammalia; Artiodactyla; Delphinidae. The coding region runs from base 1 to 594 and encodes 197 amino acids.
AUGGCCAGCGACCAGUACCUCCUGCAGGUGGCGGACGCAGGCAACCACAGCGGCCACCCUCCCACUCGCGGCUCUGGCGCAUCUGCGAAGGCAUCCACGGCAGAACAGCUGCAUCCCCCGAUUGACCCCUUUGCCACUGAGAGCCUGGACGCCUCCACCUUGGCGCAGCACCUCAUGUCCCUCGUGGUGGUCCUGCCCCCGAGCCUCGUCCUUGUCGUGUGCGGCCGGAUCCGUGGCCUCCUCGGCUCCCCGGCCCAGAGCUUCCCCCGGCUGCUCUUCAUGGACUGCCGCUUCUUGUUGGGGGGCCCCGCUGCUCUGAGCGUGGGGCCCACCCUGGCCGUUGAGCUGCAGCAGGCGGGGGCGCCCUGGAUCACCCUGCCAGCCACCCACCCGCUGUCCCCAGCUGCCCACGGCUGGCUGUCGCUGACCGUGGGUUGGAGGCUCCUCAGGGCCUUUGUCCCCGUCCUGGUGCCGCUGCUCCUUCUGAGGGGCCGGCGCUCCAGGACCCGAUCCUGGUCUGCAGCUCCCUGGGGAAUGUCUGUGAUUGUCAGGGCCGUGUGGGCCCCUGAACAAGCAGGUUCAGGGCCCUCCUGA